This is a messenger RNA of Trichomonas vaginalis G3, 456 nucleotides long. RefSeq names its product Ran GTPase binding. Gene Ontology annotation, molecular function: GTPase activator activity. The transcript has a single exon. Gene Ontology annotation, cellular component: nuclear pore; cytoplasm. Gene Ontology annotation, biological process: intracellular transport. Bases 1 to 456 code for a protein of 151 amino acids. The record is from RefSeq and is a predicted model, not a curated record. NCBI's taxonomy places the organism in Eukaryota, Parabasalia, Trichomonadida, Trichomonadidae.
AUGAGUGCUACAUCUUCAACUGCCGAGGGACAGCCCGAUGAAAUCCUGAACAUUGUUGUUCCACCGAAUGCAGAGACAGAAGAGGACUGCAUAUUUGAGGAUUCAUGCAUCCUCUUCCGCUAUUCAAGAGAAAUCAUUGAAUGGGUUGGUCGAGGAAUAGGAAUUGUUAAAAUUCUCAAGUCCAAGAAAACAGGUACAUAUCGUAUAUUAAUGCGUCAAAAUCAGACAUAUCGUGUAUGCUUAAAUCAUCAAAUUCCAUACCUCGGAAAUUUACUUCCAAAGAAAGAUUGCUCCAGAGAGUUCAUUUGGACCGCGUACGACUUUGCUGACGGACACGAAGUUCGUGAACUUUUCGCAAUUCGUUUUGGUUUGCCCGAAAUUGCUUAUAACUUCAAAACUGCAUUUGAGCAGGCUAAAGAGGAAAAUAAGAAAAUCCAUGACUCAAAAGCAAAAUAA